AACUUCGGUGAAACACUUACCUGUUUCACUCAGGGCAUUAGGUCUCAGUCCCACGCCUGACAGCAACAUGUCUGACAAAGGAGCUUUUGAUACCAAUGUGCAGACGCUCACCAGGUUUGUUCUGGAGGAAGGCAGAAAGGCCCAAGGAACAGGCGAACUGACAAACCUGCUCAACUCCAUCUGCACAGCUGUCAAAGCCAUUUCCACUGCUGUCAGAAAGGCUGGGAUUGCUAACCUAUAUGGCAUUGCUGGGAGCACCAACGUGACAGGGGACCAAGUAAAGAAGCUGGAUGUCCUCUCCAAUGACCUAGUCAUCAACAUGAUCAAGUCUUCCUUCACCUCCUGUGUGCUGGUCUCAGAAGAAGAUGAGAAGGCCAUCAUUGUGGAACCGGACAACAGCGGAAAAUACAUCGUUUGCUUUGAUCCGCUCGAUGGCUCCUCCAACAUCGACUGUCUUGUCUCCAUAGGAACAAUAUUCGCCAUCUACAAAAAGACCACAGAUGGGGAGCCAUCUGAGCAGGAUGCUCUGCAGCCAGGAAGAAACAUUGUAGCAGCUGGUUAUGCCCUGUACGGCAGUGCCACCAUGAUGGUCUUGUCCACUGGUCAGGGAGUGAACUGCUUCAUGCUCGACCCUGCAAUUGGCGAGUUCAUCUUGGUGGACCAAGAUGUGAAGAUAAAGAAAAAGGGAAAAAUCUACAGUCUGAAUGAAGGAUAUGCACAGCACUUUUAUCCAGAUGUGACCGAGUACCUACAAAAGAAGAAAUUCCCAGAGGAUGGCUCUGCCCCAUAUGGCAGUCGAUAUAUUGGAUCAAUGGUGGCAGAUGUUCAUCGUACUUUGGUGUACGGAGGAAUCUUUUUAUAUCCUGCUAAUGUCAAGAGCCCCAAGGGCAAGCUGAGGUUGCUUUAUGAAUGCAACCCCAUGGCCUUCAUCAUGGAGCAGGCAGGAGGCAUGGCCACUACUGGAGCCAUGAACGUUUUAGACAUCAAGCCCACGAGUAUCCACCAGAGAGUACCCGUGGUCCUGGGAUCCCCUGAUGAUGUGCAGGAAUACAUUGCCAUCUACAAAAAGCACAACAAAUGAGCAGGUCAAAUGUGGUGGUGAGCAGCCUAAAUCGGCAAUGACAACACAAUCCAGAGGCUCAGUCAGCACAUUCACUGCAUUUUUCUCGGUCGCUCUGUUGCACUGAUGAAGAAACCAGGGGCUUCAGUGGAUCUAUGAACUCAUACUGUGCUGAUUCUGUCCUGUUAAAGGGUGUUAUUUGUGGAGCGUUACUCUGUAUUUUUUAAAUAAAAACAAAAUGUUUUUCCACGUUCUUCUUA
Maylandia zebra (zebra mbuna) is the source of this 1320-nucleotide messenger RNA. RefSeq names its product fructose-1,6-bisphosphatase 1b (gene fbp1b). Gene Ontology annotation, cellular component: cytosol; cytoplasm. Gene Ontology annotation, molecular function: fructose 1,6-bisphosphate 1-phosphatase activity. Lineage: Eukaryota; Metazoa; Chordata; Actinopteri; Cichliformes; Cichlidae. The record is from RefSeq and is a predicted model, not a curated record. Gene Ontology annotation, biological process: sucrose biosynthetic process; fructose metabolic process; fructose 6-phosphate metabolic process.